AUGGGAGUGACUUGUGUGUCCCAGAUGUCUGUGGCUGAGGGCAAGAGUGUCCAGCAGACUGUGGAGCUUCUCACCCAGAAACUAGAGAUGCUUGGGGCCGAGAAGCAAGGAACAUUUUGUGUGGACUGUGAGACUUACCACACAGCUGCCUCCACCCUUGGCAGCCAAGGUCAGGCUGGGAAGCUGAUGUAUGUGAUGCACAACUCUGAGUAUCCUUUGAGCUGCUUUGCCCUCUUUGAGAAUGGGCCUUGCCUUAUUGCCGACACCAACUUUGAUGUGCUCAUGGUGAAGCUGAAGGGUUUUUUCCAGAGUGCUAAAGCCAGCAAGAUUGAAACCCGGGGCACCCGUUACCAGUACUGUGACUUCCUAGUGAAGGUGGGCACAGUCACAAUGGGACCCAGCGCUCGGGGCAUCUCUGUGGAGGUGGAGUAUGGCCCCUGUGUGGUAGCCAGUGACUGCUGGAGCCUGCUGCUCGAGUUUCUACAGAAUUUUCUAGGCAGCCACACGCCUGGAGCUCCCACAGUGUUUGCGAAUAGACAUGACGCUGUGUAUAGUCCAGCAGAUACCAUGGUCCAGUACAUGGAACUCUUCAACAAGAUCCGCAAGCAACAGCAGGUGCCGGUGGCUGGGAUUCGUUAG
Molecule: messenger RNA, 639 nt
Organism: Chrysochloris asiatica (Cape golden mole)
Lineage: Eukaryota; Metazoa; Chordata; Mammalia; Afrosoricida; Chrysochloridae
Gene: MED20
Product: mediator complex subunit 20
Exons: 4
Coding region: 1-639 (212 amino acids)
Biological process (GO): regulation of transcription by RNA polymerase II
Cellular component (GO): mediator complex
Molecular function (GO): transcription coactivator activity
Source: RefSeq, a predicted model, not a curated record